Molecule: messenger RNA, 2355 nt
Organism: Phoenix dactylifera (date palm)
Lineage: Eukaryota; Viridiplantae; Streptophyta; Magnoliopsida; Arecales; Arecaceae
Source: RefSeq, a predicted model, not a curated record
UCACUCUACUCUCUUCUUCUGUUGUUCAAUCUCCCCUCUCCCUCCAAAGAAUGGCGGAGCUCUCGGAGACGUACGCGUGCGCGCCCUCGACGGAGCGCGGCCGCGGGAUCCUGAUCUCCGGCGAUCCCAAGACCAACUCCAUCGUCUACACCAACGGCCGGUCGGUGAUCAUCCGCCGGCUAGACGCCCCCCUCGAGUCGUCCAUCUACGGGGAGCAUGCCUACCAGGCAACAGUCGCCCGCUUCUCCCCCAACGGCGAGUGGGUUGCCUCCGCCGACGUCUCCGGCACCGUCCGGAUCUGGGGCCGCCAUGGCGACCGCGCCCUCAAGAACGAGUUCCGCGUCCUCUCCGGGCGCAUCGAUGACCUCCAGUGGUCCCCCGACGGCCUCCGGGUCGUUGCCUCCGGGGAUGGCAAGGGCAAGUCCUUCGUCCGCGCUUUCAUGUGGGAUUCAGGCACUAAUGUUGGGGAAUUUGAUGGGCACUCGAGAAGGGUAUUGAGUUGUGCAUUUAAGCCAACCAGACCAUUCCGCAUUGUCACAUGUGGAGAAGAUUUCUUGGUUAAUUUCUAUGAAGGACCGCCAUUUAAAUUCAAGCUCUCCCAAAGGGAGCACUCAAACUUUGUCAAUUGCGUACGGUUUUCUCCUGAUGGAACAAAGUUCAUCAGUGUCAGCUCAGAUAAGAAGGGUAUAAUAUAUGAUGGUAAGACAGGAGAAAAGAUUGGAGAGUUGUCCAUGGAGGAUGGUCACAGAGGAAGCAUAUAUGCUGUUAGCUGGAGCUCUGAUAGUAAACAAGUUCUAACAGUUUCUGCUGACAAAACUGCCAAAAUAUGGGAGAUCAUGGAGGAUGGAAAUGGGAAAGUGAAAAGAACAUUGGCUUGUCCUGGCUCAGGAGGACUGGGUGAUAUGCUUGUUGGUUGCCUGUGGCAGAAUGACCAGCUUGUCACAGUUUCUCUUGGUGGUAUGAUAAACAUAUAUUCAGCAAGUGAUCCAGAUAGAACACCAGUAUCAUUUUCUGGACAUAUGAAGAGCAUCACUGCUUUAGCUUGUUCUCUUCAAAGUGGCCAGAAAGUAAUUUUGUCCAGCAGCUAUGAUGGUGUUAUUAUACGGUGGAUACAGGGCAUUGGAUAUCAUGGUAGGAUGGCGAGAAAGGAUAAUACUCAAAUUAAAUGUUUUGCUGCAGCUGAAGAAGAACUUGUUACAUCAGGGUUUGACAAUAAGGUUUGUAGGAUUCCUCUAAAUGGAGAUCAAUGUGGCAAUGCAGAAUCAGUUGACAUUGGCUCUCAGCCAAAGGAUUUAAAUCUUGCAGUUCAGACCCCUGAACUCGCUUUGGUUUCAACUGAUUCAGAAGUUAUUAUGCUGAGGAGUUUACAAGUAGUGUCAUCCAUUAAACUUGGGUAUACUGCAACAGCAUCAACAAUUUCCCCAGAUGGAAGUGAGGCCAUUGUUGGUGGUCAAGAUGGAAAACUGCGUAUUUAUAGCAUCAACAGAGACACUCUUAAGGAAGAAGCAAUCCUUGAGAAGCACCGAGGUACUAUUACGGUAAUACGUUACUCUCCAGAUGCUUCCAUGUUUGCUUCAGCCGAUGCUAACCGAGAAGCUGUGGUAUGGGAUCGUGUAUCUCGAGAGGUGAGGCUAAAGAACAUGUUGUACCACAGUGCCCGCAUAAACUGCCUGGCAUGGUCUCCUGAUAGUUGUUUGAUUGCCACUGGCUCGCUGGACACUUGUGUGAUCAUCUAUGAAGUGGAUAAGCCUGCAUCAAGCCGAAUCACGAUCAAAGGAGCCCACCUAGGAGGGGUGUACGGAUUAGCUUUCAGUGAUGAAAACACCGUGGUGAGUGCAGGGGAGGAUGCAUGUGUCCGUGUAUGGAGACUCGUGCAGCAGUGACAUUUCAGCAUGACCUGGUUUGGCUUUAUGAAUGAAUAAGCUAGUUUGCGGGAGCAGUUAUCAGUUUUACUUGACACGAUGUCUAAUUACUUGCAAGAUGAAGCGGGUGGAAAGAGGUGUCCACAGUUUUAGCUCUGGAUAUGGAUAUGUCACAGAGCUACAUCUCAUGGGAAUGUUCAUUGAUGAUUGGAUGGAGCUAGGGUCUCUUUAAUGCCUGGACUACUAGUGUGCUAGUGGCGUCGUCGUUACUGAGAGACUGGCUUGUGGCUUGUUUAUAUGAAGGCCAUUAUUGUUCUGUUGAAACCCGCAUGAGUUUGAACAUUGGAGGCAAAGGAUGUCAUAUUGUUGAGCAUCUUGAAAACCCAGUUUGAGAUUUGUUCAUGGUGUUGUUGCUGCCUCUUUUUUGUUUCGGCCUUUUUUGACUGUCAGCUGUUUUAAACAUUGGUUCUUUGCAUCUAAAUUUUUCUACCUA